Mus musculus (house mouse) is the source of this 944-nucleotide messenger RNA. It is a transcript of the gene Plac9, whose product is annotated as placenta specific 9. The record is from RefSeq and is marked validated. The coding region runs from base 34 to 360 and encodes 108 amino acids. Gene Ontology annotation, cellular component: extracellular region. The transcript has 4 exons. Lineage: Eukaryota; Metazoa; Chordata; Mammalia; Rodentia; Muridae.
UGCUUCACUCGGUGGCUCCGGUGGCUACGUACCAUGCAGGCGCUGCUCUGCGCGCUAGCCGGGCUCGCCCUGCUCCGUGCCGGGACGGGCGAAUGGGGCCAAGGUCCCAGGGACACCCCCGGACGGCGAGCUGCCGAGUCCCCCAGUUCCCCUGGAGAUCUAGCUGGGAGCCCAGGCUGUGACAGACACGCGGCUGUGCAAAGGCGGUUAGACAUUAUGGAGGAGACGGUGGAGAAGACAGUGGAGCACCUGGAGGCGGAAGUGACAGGUCUGCUGGGCCUGCUGGAGGAACUGGCUUCAAACCUUCCCACAGGGCCCUUCAGCCCCAAACCUGACUUGCUUGGAGAUGAUGGUUUCUGACUUCCAGGGAUGGUGGAGCCUGCCAGCUGAAGUCAUCCCUCAGAGAACCAAGCCAGGUCUUCCUGCCUUCCUGCCCCACCUUUGUGUGAAAUAAAAGCUCCGAUUUGGACCCAUCUGCUAGCCAUGACCUCUGUUGCCGCAGCUCCAGCUCCUUCUUGCACCCUGAACCCCACACUGCUGUUCUAGCACGUGGACCUGGGUGACCUGUGCAACCGCACUUCCAACUUUCUAAUUCAGAGACAGACCCUGGGAACUGACUGACAGGAUGUGAGACACCAGAGGCCUAGAGUGGUAACCAAGCACAGAAGGCCCAUUAUGCCGCCUUGCUGCCCAGGCCACAAAACAGCAGCCACUGCCACCAAGGAGACUGUCAAAAACACAAGAUCCAACUCACCCCAUCAGAAUCUCUGCUUUUAUGUGAUUCCCUGCCCUGCCCUCCUGGCAGUAAGGAGUUGUGUGUGCAUUAAGAAUCCUGUUCCCUGGUUGUAAAUCCAAAGAGAUGCAUUUCCAGUUUCUUUUUUAAAAAAUACACACACACACACAUAUGUAUAUAUUUCAGUAAACAAAGUUCUUAAUAUAUAAAA